Homalodisca vitripennis (glassy-winged sharpshooter) is the source of this 1928-nucleotide messenger RNA. RefSeq names its product UDP-glycosyltransferase UGT5-like. NCBI's taxonomy places the organism in Eukaryota, Metazoa, Arthropoda, Insecta, Hemiptera, Cicadellidae. The transcript has 6 exons. Gene Ontology annotation, molecular function: UDP-glycosyltransferase activity. The record is from RefSeq and is a predicted model, not a curated record. The coding region runs from base 214 to 1767 and encodes 517 amino acids.
UACUGUGCUCUGUAGUUGUGUACUCAGUUCUUUGUUAUUUGCUCUCCUCUUACGAAAUAAUGACCCAUCAGUUUUUGGUCAGCCACCACCAGUCAUACAACCACUAAUCACCAUCUUGUGAGUUGUGAUUCGGUUCCUGUAACAGGCAUUGAUUUCAUUUCAAUUUUUUGUGUUGUUUUUAACAUUUUGAUACAAUUUUGUAAUGUCUUGAAAAUGAGGCUGCUGAUUCCUAUAUUGAUGCUGGCCUCAGCUGUUGAAAGCGCUCGGAUCCUCUCUGUGUUCCCCAUCUCUGGAAAGAGUCACCAUGGGCUGUUCCAGGCCGUCUUGAAAGCUCUGGCAGCCAGAGGGCACCACAUUGUCAACUACUCUCCCUACAAACUUGAUAAACCGAUGGCCAACUAUACCGAUGUCGUCAUGGAGAACAUCCAACCUCCAGACAAAAGCAUGACAAGAGAAAUGUUAGAGAUGUUCAUGAAUCUUCCAUCAAUUGGAAUGCCCAUUUUUCUGUGGUUGGGAAUGGAUCUAUCUGCACAAACCUUCAGUGAUAAGAAAAUAAAAGAACUUAUUGAGUCCAAUGAACAAUUUGACCUUGUGAUUAUAGAAGCACUAUUCACUCAAGAAGCAUUCCUUGGAUUUGGCCAUAAAUUCAAGGCUCCCGUGAUCUGUCUUCAGCCAUUUAAUUCGUUUAGUGUCGUCAACAAAGCUGCUGGGAAUCCUUUAUCUAUCUCAUACAUUCCAGACAUGGCGUUUUCUUCUUCUGAUCACAUGUCUUUCUUUGAGAGGUUUUGCAAUACUAUUUCAAUUUUUAGUUCCUUAAUCUUCUACUACACGAUAUACACUCCGAAAGUAGACGUAAUGCUGAAGGAAACUUUCAAAGACCCUACAAUGCCACCAGUGUCAGAUUUGAUUUACAACAUCUCUUUGUUCAUGACUAAUGGACACCCUUAUGUACAUUAUGCUCAGCCAUAUACUCCCAACAUGAUUCCCAUCGGGGGAAUACAUCUUUCUAAGGAAAAGAAGCCUCUUCCAGCGGAUAUGAAGAAGUUCAUAGAUGAUGCCAAGGAUGGUGUGAUCUAUUUCAGCUUGGGAUCUGUCGUACCGGAUCAUGUUCUUGGAAAAGAGUUCUUCGACAUGUUCACAAAAGCUUUCCAAAAGCUGCCUCAGAGAGUGUUGUGGAAGACUGGAUGGAAGCACGAGAGCCUUCCCAAUAACGUGAAGACUGCAAAUUGGAUGCCUCAACAAGACAUUUUAGCUCAUCCAAAUGUGCUACUGUUUAUGACACAUGGUGGAAUAUUUGGUCAACAUGAAGCAAUUCAUGCUGGAGUGCCUGUUGUGUGCAUUCCUAUUUUCGGGGAUCAAACUUUAAAUGCCAAAUUUUAUGAAGAGCGAGGAAUUGGAGUGAAAAUGCCCUUCCAAACUCUUUCAGAAGAAACUAUAAUAUCAACAGUGAAUAAAGUUGUCAGUAACUCAAAAUACAAAGAGAAUAUGGAGAGACUGUCAAAGAUUUACCAUGACCGACCUAAGUCAGCAGCAGAUAGUUUAGUGUAUUGGGUGGAGUAUGUGCUGAGACACGGUGGAGCACACCAUCUGAGACCUGCUUCAGCAAAUAUGCCCUGGUAUCAGCUGUAUUUACUGGACGUUGUUGCAGCAUUAUUGCUGAUAGCAGCUGUUAUAGUGAUGGUUGUGUACAUUGUUUUGCGUAAAAUACUGCGUUUGUUCAGAGGAAAAACAAAACCUAUGUCCUCCAACAAAAAGAAACAAAAUUGAUGACCUUGGAAUUUUGCCAGAUUGAAGUAGUGAGUGAGUGAUUCAUUUUUGAGAACUGUUGAACUGUUGAAUAGCUUAAUUUCUUGUUUUCUGUUAAUUAAAGUACAUAAAUAAAGUUUGUAAGAGUGUAAUUUUAUAAUAAAUACAGAUUUUUAACAAUA